CGUGGUCUUCACCCUCACUGCUCACUCAUGUCUCAUGUCGUGCCGUCGUGCCUCAUUUCUCAUUCAGUCUUUGUGAAUUGCCAUGUACUGACAGUUCGUAGUAGCUGUAGUUUUUAAUAAAACAUAAAUAAUAUCGUUGUACUUAUACAAUCCGUGUUAAAGCAAGCACAUAAUGUUAAAUAAAUCAGAAGAAAGUUGCAUAUUAUUUACAGAAAAUUACGUUGAAUAGUGAAUGAGUUCCAAUAACAUAAACAUUGUACGGAUUCUCUAAUUUAAUUACUGUUACACGUGUACGAUUAGUGUAAUACAGUUUAUUUUUAUAUCAGAAAUAACGUACAGCAAAACAAGUAGUGCUUGCAGUGUGUAUUACAAUUAAACAUGUCAACUCUGGAAGAUAAGAUUUUAGGUGAAAAGUUACACUACUACUGUAGCUCAAGUGAAGAGGAAGACAAUGAUUCUGCGGACUCUGACAAAGAAACAGAUGAAAAUCAUCCGCAAAUAAUUACAGAAUCUGUAGAACCCUCGUUCUCAGAAUGGGAUGGUACAUCUGCCAACACAGGCCCUAAGGGUGUUAUAAAAGAUUGGCAACGGUACAAACAGUUAGAAGCAGAGAAGAGAGAUGAGCAACGAAAAGAAAGACUUCAAUUAAUAAACAAACUUAGUCUCACAUGCCGUAGUUCUCUAGAUGAUGAGAAAGAGAAAAUUAUGCAAAAUGAUCCUGAGCUUGCCGAGUUAUUAGCUGAUGACUUUCUUUUGGAGUAUCAGAGGCAAAGAAUGAAAGAAAUGCUCGCAAGAACUGAGAAACUUCGCUUUGGUAAACUCAUCAAUUUAGAAACGACAGAUCAAUUUUUAGAGGCAAUUGAUAAUGAAGAGAAAUCAGUAACAAUUGUCAUUCAUAUUUAUGAAAAUGAUAUUCCUGGCUGUGAAGCUAUGAAUGGUUGCUUAUUAUCUGUUGCACAAGAUUAUCCUUUUGUGAAAUUUUGUAAAAUACUAGGUUCAGUAGCUGGACUCAGUAAGCAUUUUAAAAAGGAAGGAGUCCCAGCUUUAUUAGUCUAUAAAGCUGGUCAAGUAAUAGGAAAUUUUGUUCGUGUGACAGAUUAUUUAGGAGACGAUUUCUAUGCAUCCGAUGUCGAAGCAUUUUUAAUUGAGCAUGGAAUGCUUACAGAUAAGAAUUGUAUACCUCCGCUAACACAAAAUGAGAAUACAUCAGACAGCGAUUAAAGAAAGCAAAUGAA
This is a messenger RNA of Ceratina calcarata, 1235 nucleotides long. Its product is annotated as phosducin-like protein. The transcript has 3 exons. The record is from RefSeq and is a predicted model, not a curated record. NCBI's taxonomy places the organism in Eukaryota, Metazoa, Arthropoda, Insecta, Hymenoptera, Apidae. Gene Ontology annotation, biological process: regulation of G protein-coupled receptor signaling pathway. The coding region runs from base 379 to 1221 and encodes 280 amino acids.